Messenger RNA from Conger conger (European conger), 1713 nucleotides. Its product is annotated as excitatory amino acid transporter 5-like. Gene Ontology annotation, biological process: L-glutamate transmembrane transport. The transcript is spliced from 11 exons. Gene Ontology annotation, molecular function: glutamate:sodium symporter activity; neutral L-amino acid transmembrane transporter activity; L-glutamate transmembrane transporter activity. The record is from RefSeq and is a predicted model, not a curated record. Gene Ontology annotation, cellular component: plasma membrane. NCBI's taxonomy places the organism in Eukaryota, Metazoa, Chordata, Actinopteri, Anguilliformes, Congridae. Bases 1 to 1713 code for a protein of 570 amino acids.
AUGGAGGAGUUACUGAUUCCCACGGACGGCGAAGAAUCAAACUCCAACCACACGUACUUCUCUCCGACAGACUCCGGGAUAAGCUUGCUGGAAUGGGCGAGAGGUUUCCUCAACGGAACGUCGUCGGUGAGCUUCAGACAGUGGCUGAUAAAGUACUGCAAGCGCAAUGGAUUGUUGGCGCUCUCCGUCUUGGCAGUGCUGACUGGCUGUGUACUGGGCUUCAUGUUAAGGGAUCAAAAUCUCUCCACUCAGGCUAGAAUCUACUUUUCUUUCCCCGGUGAACUCCUCAUGAGGAUAUUAAAAAUGCUCAUCCUUCCCCUCAUCACAUCAAGUCUAAUGUCAGGCCUGUCGUCGAUGGACUCCAAGGCGUGUGGACGCAUGGGCCUGCUCACGGUCACGUACUACCUGUGGACCACGUUCAUCGCCGUGGUCGUAGGGAUCCUCCUGGUCAUCAUCAUCCAGCCAGGCACGGGCACCGAGAUGGAGGGCCACAGGCUGGGGGGAGGGCCCGUCAUGACCUCUGCCGACGCUCUGCUUGAUCUCAUCAGGAACAUGGUCCCAGCUAAUCUGGUUGAAGCAACAUUUGAGCAGUACAGCACAGAUUUAGUGCCGAUGGUCAAGGGCACAACCAAGACGAUAGAGUCCAACUACGUCUACAUCAUGCCCGACGAGAACAACCCCAAAGUGGGUCGGCCCGUGUUUCUGGAGCUGACCCCGGCUCCGCAGGUUCUGUACAAGAGCGUCCCCGGCAGCAGCAAACAGAUGAACGUGCUGGGAAUCGUCAUCUUCUCCGCCACCAUGGGUCUGCUGUUGGGGAAGAUGGGGGAGAGAGGUGCCCCUCUGAUCAACGUGUGCCAGUGCAUCAACGAGUGUGUGAUGAAGAUUAUUAACGCAGCGGUGUGGUACUUUCCCUUCGGGAUAAUCUUCCUCGUGGCGGGGAAGAUCCUGGACAUGCACGACCCCUCCAGCAUCGGGCAGAAGCUGGGGAUGUACACGCUGACGGUCCUGGCCGGGCUCUUCAUCCACGGCCUCAUCCUGCUGCCGCUCUUCUACUUCCUGUUGACCCGGAAGAACCCCUUCACCUUCAUCCGGGGUCUGCUGCAGGCGCUCGUCAUCGCCCUGGCGACCUCGUCAAGCUCUGCCACCCUGCCGAUCACCAUGAAGUGCCUCCUGGAGAACUGCCACGUGGACCGGCAGAUCGCCCGCUUCGUGCUGCCGGUGGGCGCCACCAUCAACAUGGACGGCACGGCGCUGUACGAGGCCGUGGCCGCCAUCUUCAUCGCGCAGGUCAACGACUACGAGCUGGACUUCGGCCAGCUGGUCACCAUCAGCAUAACCGCCACGGCCGCCAGUAUCGGGGCGGCCGGGAUCCCGCAGGCCGGCCUGGUAACCAUGGUGAUCGUGCUGACGUCAGUGGGCCUGCCGCCGGACGACAUCACCCUCAUCGUGGCGAUCGACUGGGUGCUAGAUCGUUUCCGGACAAUGAUAAACGUGCUGGGGGACGCCUUGGCUGCCGGGAUCAUCGCUCACCUGUGUCGAAAAGACUUCCCCACGCCUGAGGAAACGCCAAGCAGGUCCCAUGGCAUGAGGAAUGGGCAAAACAUACCCAUGACGGAGGUGCCCCUUUUGGCCAGCAAGGACUGCAUUUUCGAGGUGAUCGGGGACACGGUGAUAGAGAGACCCACGGUCUACUACAACAUCUGCCAAGUCUGA